Molecule: messenger RNA, 3322 nt
Organism: Ornithorhynchus anatinus (platypus)
Lineage: Eukaryota; Metazoa; Chordata; Mammalia; Monotremata; Ornithorhynchidae
Exons: 3
Coding region: 134-2353 (739 amino acids)
Source: RefSeq, a predicted model, not a curated record
CUUGUGACCAGUUGUCUUUGCACUGCACACACUGGACACAUACAUUUCUUGCUUAGGCCACCUUUAAGACACCUGGAAUUAUUCUUUCAAUCCUGCUGGUGACUACGGUCACUGUUUCUCCUGGGUUUGGAUUAUGGAAGGGAAUUCUCCAAACUCUGCUGGGAAUUCCCAAGGGCUGCCUUCACAGAGAAUUACCAACUCUUGUCCUCUGAAUGUUCCUGUGGUGAGCAGAGGCUCUUCCCUGACUGGAAAUUUUCUUAACAUCACCCAGCACUCUGCUCCAGCCAAUAGCAAUGCUUGGCUGCUGCCACCUGUUUCUGGCAUGCCCUUCAACUCACUCCCUGCCAGGGACUAUUUCUUCCAACAUUCCAGCACUGCCAGUCACUCUACAGUGGCUGGGCCAAGCCAGGCUUCCAUUUCAUCAAUCUCUGGCCCAAACAUCUAUGAGUGGAGCAAUACCAGGAAUGCUGAUGAGAUGGCAUCAUCUCUACAGGACUGCAAUUUGACCACCAUGGGCUCAGAAAUACCUGUUACUUCACUCCCCAUGGCACUACAAUAUGGUAGAGCCAGCGUUGCUCCUACCAUGGUGCCUCUGUACCCACAGUGGUCUGCAAGCCUUGUCCCAAGGACAUCUUUUUCAGGGACUGGUCAGAGACACAGUGUAACAUUUCCCAGACUUCCAAUUCCUCACCACAAUGCAUCCCAGGCCUAUUAUCAUAAUCCAGGCGGGCUAAGCCCCCAACUGGCUGAACAGUGUAGCCCUUACCUGCAGCCCUAUGGCCCUAUCCCCUACAGAGAGAGCAGGGCUGGUCCCAGGCCAGGAACCCCUCAGCCAGAGAUGGUGAUGUUGUUGAAGGAGAUCCAGCAUCAGGGUACUCUGCCCUUAGUUUCUACCCCUGGACUGUACUACCCAGCUUCUACUCAGCAAGGCACAGCAACAUCCUUCCAAGCGAUGGGAGUGUCACCGGGCUUGGCACACACAGCCCCAACUUUUGGUUGGCCACCAACCUUGGAGCUCUCCACGCCUUGCAGCAGCAAGGCCAUCUUGCGUACUGAGAGUAACCCAUCUCCGGAAUACAUGGGCAGUGCCAGAAAAUCUGCAUUUCCAAGCUAUGGGAGCCUUCUCACCCUAUCUUGGAAUCUGGGUGCUUGCCAGGAGCCCCCACUGACCUUCUGGAAAAUCAAGAAGUCCCCACUGCCCCCUCAGAAAAUCAACAAGCCCCCAUUAGCUGGGAAGAAAAUCCAAAAGCCCUCAUUGACCCCCCUAAAUAUCCUGGAGCCCCCAUUGACCCCUCUAAAAAUCCAGGAGCACCCACUGGCCCCUUUAAGCUUCCAGAAGCCUCCAUUGCAUUCCCUAGAUAUCCAGGAACCACCAUUGCUCCCCCUGAAAAUACCUGACAUUAAGGAGCUUCUUUCUUCCAUCGACCUCAUUCCCUUGGAAACUGACCUCCCUCAGCUGUGCCACAUCUCUCUCCUAGAAGAAUCUGUCCACAGGGACCAUCUUCCAGAGAAAAGCAGUGUGAGCCUUGGGACACUAGCAGCAGCAGCAAAGAAGGAGUCUGAGCCCACCUCUGGUCUCAACAACAUCUCCAGUUUGGCUGAAGACAGGCAGUUCCUGCCUGACCACUUAUCUAUGAAAGAGGCUCUCCAUCCCAAGGGACACAAGGUUCCCAAAUCCAACUCCAAAGCCCCCAGAACAGAUCAGACCUCUGGGCAGGCCACCCCAGGGAUGGAUUCCUCUAUCCAGGCUAGGAAGAACAAAUGCAAAACCACAAAGAAAUGUCCUAGAACUCCUCAGCCAAAAGUUAAUAUCACAGGCUCUCCAGUGGAUGAUAAAGAUCUUUCAGCACCUGUAGCCAGCAUCUCAGAUUCUGGGUGUCUCCCCCAUGAUAAAAAAGCCCAGACCAUGCUAAACCAGGGAAGGAGCAAAGUUCAAGGCCCCAAGCUGAAAGAGCCAAAAGGCCCAAGAGGUAGGUGCUCUCAGAAAGUUGGCGUCAAAAGUCAGUCUAAAAUUAAUAGUAAACCUAAGAAGAAACCCCCACUUCUUAAGAGGAAACGAAGGAAGGACCACCCUGACCACAACCAAGAGCCCUUUAAAAAGCCCCGAAGCCACCUGGGCAUGCAAAUGCUGCAGUCAGUGCAGGUGUUCCAUAUGCUGGGUAAGAAGAGUCCCCAAGCUAGAGGCAUUACAGGGAUCAGAGAGAGACUGGGCAUCUCACCUGGAGGGCAUGCUAUGGGAAAAUCCCAGCCGGGUCUCCUAGCAGCCUCAACCAUCAACAUGGCAGUACUGACACCCAGAGCAAGUUUCUUUCUGGGGAGGAAAGGGUUCUGCCUGUACCAUUACCCAACCUAAAGCAGCAACCAUCUCAGCCAAACCAUUGCAAGCCCUGUUCUUCAGAAGUACAACAGCUUUCACCUCCCUACCCAGCCCACCUGGGUCCUGUCAUCUCAGCCAAGCGUGAUCAUGCCACCCCAAGUACUCCUGAUCCUGCUAAUUUGGGCCAGCCUGUACCUGCCAAGUUAACACAACCAAGCUUUCCUUUCCCAGGCCAGACAGAUCCUGCUAAAACAUCCCAGCUGGGUGCUGCCAUCUCAGCCAUGCCUGGGCAUCCCAAAUCAGUUCUUCCAAGUCCUUCUGACAUUUCCUUUCCUGGUCCAGCCAUCCCAUCUGGGACAGGUCCUACUAACCCUGCUUGGCUUGGGUCUGCUUUUCCAGAGAAGCAUGAUGCUCCCAAUCCCAGACUUCCUAAUCCAAGUCAUCCUGAUUCUUCUAAAAUAGCCCAAUCAGGUCCUGCUAAUUUGGACCAACCUGGUUCUACCAAUCGAAUUCAGCCUAAGCCUGGCAACCUAGGCAAACUUGUCCCAGCACACAUCUACUGUACCUGUCACAGCAAGUCAGCAUUCCAGCCCAGACCUAGUUAGCCAAUCCAACCCAGCUAGCUCUUACAGUCCCAACAAUCCCCUGCUCUUUCUGAGGCUGAUGAUCUUCCUAGGCCUAUGUCAUCUCCACAAGUUGUUACCCAUCCCUCGCUCUAGCAACCAACUCAUCUCCUGGAAGCAGUUUCUUGUCACCAAGCCAGGGAUGUCAAGACCUACCACUUUGAAGCAGGGGCCUAACAGGUGUGAGAGAAUGCGGUAAAGUACAUCUCAACUCUUCAUUAAGAAACCAAAGGACUUAGAAGAUUUGCAGCAAUUUGCAGGUUAUUAAAGCUGAGCAGGGAUGUGGGACUUGAGCUGCUUUCUCGAGCUCUUGAGUGCUUACACAUAUAUUCCUAUGAAUGUGAAUCUUUGCAUGAAGUGUUAAUAAAUUGUUUUCCCAAUA